Nerophis lumbriciformis (worm pipefish) is the source of this 1230-nucleotide messenger RNA. The record is from RefSeq and is a predicted model, not a curated record. NCBI's taxonomy places the organism in Eukaryota, Metazoa, Chordata, Actinopteri, Syngnathiformes, Syngnathidae.
AUGACUUUGACUCACGACCAAGGAAUGACUUACUCCAAAAUGAGGAGGCUUGUGUCAUUUUUCUCAGCUCUGCUCAAGGGGAGGAAAAAUCUCUUCGGGGAAUUGUUACACAAACCCGGCCCCUAUCAGCCCCUUUGCCAGCACCAGGACACUCCGAGGAUCCCUCGCCCAUGGAACAAAAAAAGUAACAAGACGAUGGAGGACAAAGGCACCAUGGUCGCAGUAAAGUCUCACCUCUCCUUGAUGAAACCUUCUGACUUUGAUUACCUCAAAGUUAUCGGCAAAGGGAGUUUUGGAAAGGUGCUGCUGGCACGACAUAGAAAACAUGGAGGCUACUAUGCUGUGAAAGUAUUACAAAAACAGACCAUUGUUAUGAGGAAAGAGCAGCAACAUGUGAUGGUUGAGAGGAGCGUACUACUUAAAGGACUACAGCACCCCUUCCUGGUGGGACUCCACUACUCCUUCCAGACACCAAACAUGCUCUACUUUGUCGUGGACUACGUGAAUGGAGGAGAGCUUUUCUACCAUCUCCAGAAAGAGGGCUCAUUUCCUGAAAGCAGGGCUGCUUUUUACGCUGCAGAAAUGGCCAUGGCGCUGGGCUACCUUCACUCCUUAGACAUUGUUUACAGAGAUCUAAAGCCGGAGAACAUUUUGCUGGAUAGCGAAGGUCACGUGAAGCUGACUGACUUUGGACUAUGCAAGGAAGGCGUGGCUGCAGGCGGGCUUAUGCGUACUUUCUGUGGAACGCCUGAAUACCUGGCUCCGGAGGUGCUGCAAGGUCACACGUACAGUCCUGCAGUGGACUGGUGGGGACUUGGCAGUGUGCUUUUUGAGAUGCUAUAUGGACUGCCUCCAUUUUACAGCCACAGCAAAGCAGAGAUGUUUGAGAAGAUACUCCACGCACCUCUUCACCUGCGUAGCGGAACAUCUGAGGCGGCGUGCUCACUCUUAGAGGGCUUACUGGAGCGAGAGGUCUCCAGACGCUUGGGGGAGAGCCGUGACAUUGAGGAGCUGCAGGAACAUCCAUUCUUUGCUUCUAUCAACUGGGAUUGCCUACUGGCCAAAAAAGUCAGACCUCCAUUCAUCCCCAAUGUGACGAGUCCUUGUGACAUCAGCUAUAUCGACCCCGAGUUCACGCUACAACCCGUGCCUGCCUCCAUGAAUGACAGAUGUCCAAUUGGCGGGACAACUGAAACCUUCAUAGGGUUCUCCUACAUGAAGACUACAUGA